CGUGACUCAUAAGAAGCCGAAAUUCGAUGUGAACCUUGGAACUUUGGAAGCCGACGUCACAACCGCAAUUGUCAUUUCUGAUCCAACAAAUAUUUCAAGUAGCCAGCAGGUUCUCGAUUUACGCACAUUCAUAGCUCUUGAAAGAUACAGCGUACACGAUGCGAUCAAUGCUUUUCAAUUUCCAUUGAAUGCGCAUCCCAGUAAAUUCCUAGAAACGGCCACAAGCUUGUUGAUCGACAAUCUUCGCCCGACCCAAAACCACAGCACAUCGUUGAAACGCACCGAAACCUCCCAUCAUGGCCGAAACUGCAAAGCCCGAAGAUGUAAAGCUUUCCCCCGCGGAGCUGAAGAAAAGAGCGAAAGCCGAAAAACAGGCCCGGAGAGCAGCACAGAAAGAGCAAGAAGGCGGCAAGCCACCUCAGCAGCGUGGACCUCAAAAGCAAGCGGAGUCAGACAACAAGAAGAUCAUCACAGCACAGCAAGACAGCCUACCAAUUCGGAGGCGAGGUUCGCAAGCCGGGGGAGGUAGACCUCAAGUAAAGAAGGACAAUAAAAACGUGGAGCUGUUUGGCCAUCUCAACACACAGGUGCGACGGCAGAGCAACGAAGGCGUAUCGAAAGAUGUACAUCCGUCUAUCCUGGCUCUGGGCGCGCAGAUCAGUAGCUACGAAAUAUGCGGCAGUAGUGCCAGAUGCGUUUCGAUGCUCCUCGCCUUCAAAGACACAAUACAGCAAUACAGCACGCCCUCAGGCACUUCUCUCGCACGACACAUGACAUCGCACCACUUGUCACCACAGAUUGACUACCUGAAAUCAUGCCGGCCAAUAUCUGAAGCAAUGGGAAACGCCAUUCGGUGGCUGAAAAAGCUAAUUGUCGAGAUCGAUCCUUCAUACCCCGAGCAGGAGGCCAAGGAUUACCUCUGCAGCAGCAUCGAUAAAUUCAUCGAGGAACGCAUCACAGUCACAGACCAAGCAAUUGGAGACUCAGCUUGCAAACAGAUCAAAAAUGGAUCCGUCGUGCUAACCUACGGCAAGAGCGCAAUCGUAGAGAAGACGAUCUUGACCGCACACAAGAACGGGACGUCGUUUCGUGUCCUGGUCACAGAUUCACGGCCGCUGUUUGAGGGCAAGGUGCUGGCGACGAGCUUGAUGAAUGCUGGGCUCUCGGUAACAUACUACCCUUUCUCCGGCAUCACUCGCGCUAUGACCGAGGCAACCAUCGUGCUGCUCGGGGCGCACUCCAUGCUUUCGAAUGGCCGGCUGCAAUCUCGAAUUGGAACCGCAAGCGUCGCGAUGGCAGCACAUAAAGUGGAUGUCCCUGUCAUUGUCUUGUGUGAGAGCGUAAAGUUCAGCGGUAAAGUAGCACUGGACAGCAUCGUGUCCAACGAGCUUGCCCCUGCAGAGGAGCUCAUAUUACCGGCCCGUUCAACAGGAGCUACUACAAGCACUGCGCAAAAAGAGGAUGACUCCACGAAACAACAAUCACGAUCACUAAGUGAUUGGAGGGACAUUCCCAACCUCAGGAUCUUGAACUUGAUGUACGACGUGACCCCCGCGGAGUACAUCACCAUGGUUAUUUGUGAAUAUGGAAGCCUGCCGUCUACAUCUGUGCCUGUCGUGCAUCGACUGGUGAACGAAGGAAUGGGGAUCUAA
Molecule: messenger RNA, 1652 nt
Organism: Dissoconium aciculare CBS 342.82
Lineage: Eukaryota; Fungi; Ascomycota; Dothideomycetes; Mycosphaerellales; Dissoconiaceae
Product: IF-2B-domain-containing protein
Exons: 2
Coding region: 297-1652 (451 amino acids)
Source: RefSeq, a predicted model, not a curated record